Messenger RNA from Cynocephalus volans (Philippine flying lemur), 6363 nucleotides. RefSeq names its product mannosidase alpha class 2A member 1 (gene MAN2A1). Lineage: Eukaryota; Metazoa; Chordata; Mammalia; Dermoptera; Cynocephalidae. Gene Ontology annotation, biological process: protein deglycosylation; N-glycan processing; mannose metabolic process. Gene Ontology annotation, cellular component: Golgi membrane. The transcript is spliced from 22 exons. The record is from RefSeq and is a predicted model, not a curated record. The coding region runs from base 428 to 3868 and encodes 1146 amino acids. Gene Ontology annotation, molecular function: carbohydrate binding; alpha-mannosidase activity.
UGCCGGUCCGCGUCUCCUCAGGGUGGGUAGGACACGCCUGCCCUCGUCGAGAAAACUUUUCCUGCCGACUCAGGCGGCGGUGGCAGGAAGUCCGGGCGGCGACCUCUUCUCCGCCUGCCCCGCGCGCCCUGCAGGGUGUCGGCUCUAAGCUUGCCAGCAAGUUUGUGGCGGCCCCUUCGCGGUUGCCGGCGAGCCCUGCUUCGAGAGGGACGCCUGGCCCUGUGGAGGGCGGCGGGCCAGGGCGAAGGCCAAGGGCGCGUGGUGGCGCGGGAGACGAGGUGCCGAGCGUGGCCCGGAUCCGCGCCCGACAGUUGGUAGGGCGCGCAGCCCGGGAACAGGGAGCCUCCGGCGGCUGCUUCCUAGAGUCAGCAGUCCGCCACCUUCUCCGGGUGAGGACAGUGUCCUGGCCCCGAGUCUAUCGAGGAAAAUGAAGUUAAGCCGCCAGUUCACCGUCUUCGGCAGCGCGAUCUUCUGUGUGGUGAUCUUUUCGCUCUACCUGAUGCUGGACCGGGGUCACCUAGACUACCCCAGGAGCCCGCGCCGCGAGGGCUCCUUUCCCCAGGGCCAGCUCUCAAUGUUGCAAGAAAAAAUAGACCAUUUGGAGCGUUUGCUAGCUGAGAAUAAUGAAAUCAUCUCAAAUAUUAGAGACUCAGUCAUCAAUUUGAGUGAGUCUGUGGAAGAUGGUCCGAAAAGUUCACAAGGCAAUUUCAGCCCAGGUGCUGGCUCACAUCUUCUGCCAUCGCGAUUAUCCCUCCCAGUUGAUGCUAAAGACUGUCUGUUUGCUUCGCAAAGUGGUGGUCAAAAUUCAGAUGUGCAGAUGUUGGAUGUUUACAGUCUAAUUCCUUUUGACAAUCCAGAUGGUGGAGUUUGGAAGCAAGGAUUUCCCAUUUCGUAUGCAACUAAUGAAUGGGACACUGAGCCCCUUCAAGUCUUUGUGGUGCCUCAUUCCCAUAAUGACCCAGGUUGGUUGAAGACUUUCAAUGACUACUUUAGAGACCAGACUCAGUAUAUUUUUAAUAACAUGGUCCUAAAGCUGAAAGAAGACUCAAGGAGGAAAUUUAUUUGGUCUGAAAUCUCUUACCUUUCAAAAUGGUGGGAUAUUAUAGAUAUUCAGAAGAAGAAUGCUGUUAAAAGUUUACUAGGAAAUGGUCAAUUGGAAAUUGUGACAGGUGGCUGGGUUAUGCCUGAUGAAGCUACUUCACAUUAUUUUGCCUUAAUUGAUCAACUAAUUGAAGGACAUCAGUGGCUGGAAAGUAAUCUAGGAGUGAAGCCUCGGUCCGGUUGGGCUAUUGAUCCUUUUGGACAUUCACCAACAAUGGCUUAUCUUCUAAAACGUGCUGGAUUUUCUCACAUGCUUAUCCAGAGAGUGCAUUAUGCAAUUAAAAAACACUUUGCAUUGCAUAGAACGUUGGAGUUUUUUUGGAGACAAAAUUGGGAUCUGGAAUCUGUCACAGAUAUAUUUUGCCACAUGAUGCCCUUCUACAGCUAUGAUAUCCCUCACACUUGUGGACCUGAUCCUAAAAUAUGCUGCCAAUUUGAUUUUAAACGGCUUCCUGGAGGCAGAUAUGCUUGUCCCUGGGGAAUCCCCCCAGAAACAAUACAUCUUGGAAAUAUCCAAAGCAGGGCUCAGAUGCUUCUAGAUCAGUACCGAAAGAAGUCAAAGCUUUUUCGUACUAAAGUUCUCCUGGCCCCACUAGGAGAUGAUUUCCGCUACUCUGAACAUACAGAAUGGGAUUUACAGUUCAAGAAUUAUCAGCAGCUUUUUGAUUAUAUGAAUGCUAAACCUGAGUUUAGAGUAAAGAUACAGUUUGGAACUUUAUCAGAUUAUUUCGAUGCUCUGAAUGAAGCAGAUAUAACUAGAAGAGAGAAUAGCCAUUCGGUGUUUCCUGUUCUAAGUGGAGAUUUUUUCACUUAUGCUGACCGAGAUGAUCAUUACUGGAGUGGCUACUUUACAUCCAGACCCUUUUACAAACGAAUGGAUAGAAUCAUUGAAUCUCAUUUAAGGGCUGCUGAAAUUCUUUACUAUUUCGCCCUGAAACAAGCUCAGAAAUACAAGAUAAAUAAAUUUCUUUCAUCGUCACAUUACACGACAUUGACAGAAGCCAGAAGGAAUUUGGGAUUGUUCCAACAUCAUGAUGCUAUAACAGGAACCGCCAAAGAUUGGGUGGUUGUGGAUUAUGGUACAAGACUCUUUCAUUCAUUGAUGGUUUUGGAGAAGAUAAUUGGAGAUUCUGCAUUUCUUCUUAUUUUGAAAGACAAACACACAUACAAUGCUUACUCUUCUGAUAACAUCCUAGAGAUGGAUUUGAAACAAAAAUCACAAGAUUCUCUGCCACAGAAAAAUAUAAUAAAGCUGAGUGCGAAGCCAAGGUACCUUGUGGUCUAUAAUCCUUUAGAACAAGACCGAAACUCAGUCGUCUCAGUCUACGUGAGUUCUCCCACGGUGCAAGUACUCUCUGCUUCAGGAAAACCUGUCGAAGUUCAAGUCAGUGCAGUUUGGGAUGCAGCAAGUACUAUUUCACAAACAGCCUUUGAGGUAUCUUUUCUAGCACAUAUACCGCCAUUGGGACUGAAAGUGUAUAAGAUUUUGGACUCAGCAAGUUCAAAUUCACAUUUAGCUGAUUAUGUCUUGUAUAAUGAUGAAACAGAAGAUAAAGGAAAAGGAAUUUUCAACAUGAAGAAGAUAAUAAGUACUGGAGAAACUAUAACUGUAGAGAACUCCUUUAUUGCACUUUGGUUUGGUCAGUCUGGGCUUAUGGAGAAAAUGAUAACUAAAGAAAACGGUAAACACCAUAAAAUAAAUGUGCAGUUUUCAUGGUAUGGAACCUCGAGUAAAAGAGACAAAAGUGGAGCCUACCUCUUCUUACCUGAUGGUAAUGCCAAGCCUUAUGUUUACAGAACACUGCCAUUUUUCAGAGUGGUGCAUGGAAGGAUUUAUUCAGAAGUGACUUGCUUUUUAGAACAUAUUACCCAUAGAGUCCGACUGUACAACAUACAGGGAAUAGAAGGACAAUCUGUAGAAGUUUCCAAUAUUGUGGACAUUCGAAAAGUAUAUAAUCGUGAGAUUGCAAUGAGAAUUUCUUCUGAAAUAAACAACCAAAAUAAAUUUUAUACUGACCUAAAUGGAUACCAGAUUCAACCUAGAAUGACAAUGAAAAAAUUGCCUCUUCAAGCAAAUGUCUAUCCAAUGACCACAAUGGCAUAUAUCCAGGAUGCUGAACAUCGUUUGACGCUGCUCUCUGCUCAGUCUUUAGGUGUCUCGAGUUUGCAUAGUGGUCAGAUUGAAGUUAUCAUGGAUCGAAGACUCAUGCAAGAUGAUAAUCGUGGCCUUGAGCAAGGUGUUCAUGAUAACAAAAUUACAGCUAAUUUAUUUCGAAUACUACUAGAAAAAAGAAGUCACCUUAAUACGGAAGAAGAAAAGUAUCCGGUCAGUUAUCCUUCCCUCCUUAGCCAUGUAACUUCUUCUUUCCUGAAUCAUCCAGUGUUUCCAAUGACAGAAAAGUUCACUGCACCCACCCUUGAGAUGCUGGAUGAAUUCUCUCCGUUACUGUCAUCUUUGCCUUGUGACACUCAUUUGGUUAAUCUGAGGACAAUACAGUCAAAGGAAAGCAGUGGGUAUUCUGACGAAGCAGCCUUGAUCCUUCACAGGAAAGGGUUUGAUUGCCGGUUCUCUAGCAGAGACACGGGGCUGCUUUGUUCUACUACUCAGGGAAAGAUGAUGGUACAGAAAUUUUUUAAAGAGUUUACUGUUGAAAGCCUCAUCCCUUCAUCGUUAUCCUUGAUGCAUUCACCUCCAGACGUCCAAAAUAUAAGUGAGAUCAACUUGAGUCCCAUGGAAAUCAGCACAUUCCGAAUCCGGUUGAGGUGAACCUGACUUUCACAUUUGGAUUGGGAAGCAUUGGCUUUUAUACAUUUCUUGGUUUGACGUGCAAUAAAGAAGCACAUUAUUUUAGCUUCUGGCUACUGUGAGACAUGAAUUCUAUGAUUUUUUUUUUUUUAAUUAGUACAGCAAGAAAAAAAAAAAGCCAUGCUAUUAACCAGGUUUCUUUAAGUUCCUCCCAUGAACCACCACCAUCAGCGUGAGUUGAUGCAACAAGUGAAGAAAUGUUUAAAGACAGCCUCUCAACAGAUUGUAUCUCAGGUUAAAUGUUAAUUAAAUAUGUCCGUGUUGGGGGUUGUGAAGAGAUUCUUAUAAGUAUUUGUGUACCUGGCCCUUUGUUAGUUUUGUAAAAAUACCCAUUUGACCGAAAUGGAAUAAAAAACUGGUGGGUAAUAGCUAAUGGCCAAAAUGAUUGCAGUCAUUCAUACAAGCUAGAAAAAUUGUGUGUGGGAAUGAGUGGAAACGUGCAAUCCGUCAAUCCUUAUGGCAAGUUGAUUUUCACACCUUUUUUCUAAUGAACCUCUUGACCCUUCUCUUCCCACCCUUUGUAAGUAUUUCCAGAAAUAACUGAUUUUGAAUCAUUCAACAGUAGAAAAAGAGGCAUAUUUUCAUUACUUGACAAUAUGGGAUAGGUGCAAUUUAUUCCAUUGUCACUAAAAUAGAAGAAGCAAUUCCAUAGGUACCAUAAACCUAUUUUAGGUACCACAAGGUGUCUUUUUACACAGCUCAUUUGAAUACAGGUGUUCUGAGAUGGGGUUUCUAUUUUAAAAUUACCAUAUCAAAAUAAAUGUGCCUUAUUUUUUUAUAAGUCUUGUUAUAUCUUUUGGUGUCCGUAUUACUGUUUGGGGAAGAGGGGACAUUGGGGGAUUAGGGUGGAGGGUGGGUUCUUUCUAUGACACAUAAAUUGUGUAAUUUUUGCCCGACAAUGCUGGCCACCUUCUGAUCUAUUUCAUUAAAUUUGUGGUGAUGUUUCUAUAAACAUUUUGACUAUUUGAAUGUACUGAGAUGUCAGAAAACAAAACAAGGAAGAAAAAUAUUGUUAAUUAAAAUAUGCUGCUGCCAAGGAAACUGCAACUUGAAGCAAGUAUUUUGUAACAUGCACAAUCUAGAUACUGUUUCCAUUUCACAGUAGUUAACCAUAUUGCAGAGAAAAUGCUUUAAAAUAGACCCUGUUUUGAAACCCACUUAUAUGUAGCUCCUCAUGAUUUAUCUUACUAAAGAAUAUGUUCAUUCAGUCAGUUUCAAGCAUUUUUAUGUGCUAACCUCAAAGUGAAGUUCAAAGUCCAUGUGCCAUUACAGUACUUUAAAUAAAAUAUAUUUGGGAUCAUUCUUUCCUCAACAUAAACAACAGCACCAUUAGCAACAUUUAUAAUAUUUAGUUGCAGCAGAGAAAGGAUUAUUUGAGUAUGUACAGUUUUGAAAAUCUCUGAGUUAACUUAAUAUAGUAUUAUCUGACUUUAAAUUUCUUUUUACCUCUUGUCAUUCCAAUGUCUUUAUAGGGAAAUUAAAACCUAAUUUCUCUUUCACCAUGUAGUCUGAUUAUCAUCUGGAUUUUUACUCAAGAUGCAGCUCCUAAAAUUAUUAUGUUAAAUUCAUAAACUCCUUUGCCUGUAAUAAUUAAGAAAACAAUACCAGUAUUGAUAAAGAUAUUACAAGGGGGUAAUUUCAUGCAAUAAACAUGUACUGUAAGUUUCCUUCCUCGUUUUUUGAGAAUAAACAACUAAAAGAAGAAAACAAUUCCUUUUUGUGGACAUCUACAGAUGUUAGGAUUGCCAGAGGCAAAUCCCAGGAAUAAGAUCAGUAUUCUCAUUGCAUCUUACAUGUGGAAACUUCCUAUGGGAGUUCGUUGUAUCUGUGGAUAAGUGGGUGUGCUUAAUCAUUCUGGAAAUUCUGAUCAGAUGAAAUAAAAAAUCUUGAUGCAAUAACAGUGGUUUUGCCACUUCUGGUCAUUUGAGAUGAUAUGUCCCAUGUCAGUUGGGGUUUUAUUCAGUGUGUGUUGCUGCCAGCUGUUCAUAGAUAAAGCAGAAAUUCUCUUUAAGCAGCAAAUUUCUGCUUUUUAAAGUUAUUUUUAGAAUAAAUCACCAGGGAAAUGAAGAGAGGAUACUUUUGCUUUGGGUUGUGGUCACGAACUGAUUAAGUAAUUUAGUGUCUACAGCACACAUUGAAAACCAUACACUUCAGUUGUGAUCUUGGUGGCAUAUUUAUUUGGUUAGGUUUUAUUACAUUCAUUAUCACAGAUGUUCAGUUGACCAAGUAGUUCAUUACUUUCUCUGUCUCUUUUAUGAAAUUUUAAUUUGGGGUUAUAACUGCAGUGUUCUAGAACUCAACAUCCUUGUUUUCUACAAAGACUGAUUAAAAUAAAAUGUUGUAAAAUGUGUUGUGAAACAUUGUAAUUACCUUCCCAUGUUUUUGUUGUACGUGUGCCGAAAUAUUUUCAUGUUCCUUUGUCUGGAAGAAUAUGUUUGCUUUCAUUCUGAUCAGAA